Molecule: messenger RNA, 2322 nt
Organism: Penicillium verhagenii
Lineage: Eukaryota; Fungi; Ascomycota; Eurotiomycetes; Eurotiales; Aspergillaceae
Gene: erb1
Product: ribosome biogenesis protein ERB1
Exons: 1
Coding region: 1-2322 (773 amino acids)
Biological process (GO): ribosome biogenesis; maturation of LSU-rRNA from tricistronic rRNA transcript (SSU-rRNA, 5.8S rRNA, LSU-rRNA)
Cellular component (GO): preribosome, large subunit precursor; PeBoW complex
Molecular function (GO): protein binding; ribonucleoprotein complex binding
Source: RefSeq, a predicted model, not a curated record
AUGGUCGCCAGAGACGCCACAAAGAAGCGCAAGGCGGUUACUCGCGAUGUGGAGGAGGAAGCUGGAGUUUUCUCUGGUGAUGAAUUGAGCGCAGAAAACCUCAAUCUCUCCGACAAUGACAACGAACUUUCGGAGAGCGAAGACGAAAGCGAUUCCGAAAUCGAGCUGAUUGAUGACUUCAGCGAUGAAGAGGAAGACGAUGAGGAGGAAUUGGACAGUGAUGAGAUCCCCUCCGAUGGGGAGGAUGAGGAGAAGCAGAAGAAGACUGUCCGCUCCAAUGCCGACGACCCCAACGUUCGCAUCGUGAAGGACGCCAACGGAAACGACCGCUACCUAUACGACGAAAUCAUCCCCGACGACAAUUCAGACUACUCCGAGGCUGAGGAAAACGCCAACACCAUUGGUGAUAUCCCUCUGACAUUCUACGACCAGUACCCUCACAUCGGUUACAACAUCAAUGGAAAGAAGAUCAUGCGUCCGGCCAAGGGUGAAGCGCUGGAUGCUUUGUUGGACAGCAUUGAGAUCCCCAAGGGCUGGACCGGUCUUACUGAUCCAUCCACUGGCAAGCCUUUGAACUUGACUCAAGAUGAAUUGAUGCUGUUGAAGAAGGUGCAGAUGAACGAGAUCACCAGUGAUGGCUACGAUCAAUAUGAGCCCUUGGUGGAAUACUUUUCUAGCCACCAGGAGAUCAUGCCCCUCAGCGCUGCCCCAGAGCCCAAGCGCAGAUUUGUGCCAUCCAAGCACGAGGCCAAGCGUGUGAUGAAGAUUGUGAAGGCCAUCCGCGAGGGCCGCAUUCAACCUUAUAGAGCACCGGAGGAGCGUGAGGAUGAGGAUGAGAACGUCGUCAACUUCGAUCUCUGGGCCGACGAGGUCGAGCGCAAGGAUCACAUCAUGCACAUCCCGGCACCCAAACUGCCGCCACCUGGCUACGAGGAGAGUUAUCACCCGCCCCCAGAGUACCUUCCCGAUAAGAAGGAGCGCAAGGAGUGGGAGCAGACUGACCCCGAGGAUCGGGAGAAGGAAUUCCUGCCCAAUGACUUCGGUUCUCUUCGUCGGGUUCCUGGCUUUGAGAACUUUAUUAAGGAGAAGUUCGAGCGUUGCUUGGAUCUUUACCUGGCACCCAGAGUUCGUCGCAGCAAGCUGAACAUUGACCCCGAAAGUCUUCUCCCCAAGCUUCCCAGCCCCGAAGAACUCAAGCCUUUCCCCACGUCAUGCGCGACAGUGUUCCGCGGACACAAGGGCCGUGUUCGCUCGCUUGCUGUGGACCCGACUGGAAUCUGGCUUGCAACUGGUGGUGACGAUGGUACAGUUCGUGUCUGGGAACUCCUGACUGGUCGCCAGCUCUGGAGCGCCAAGAUGAGCGAUGAGGAUGCCGUCAAUGUUGUCAGCUGGCGUCCUGGUAAGGAUGCUAUCGUCCUUGCUGCCGCCUGUGGAGACGACAUCUACCUUUCAGUUCCCCCGAUUGCCGAUCCCGAGAUCGAGAAGGCUAGUCUGGAGCUCCUCGACGGAGGUUGGGGUUAUGCAGCAUCUGCCCCUGCCCUUAACAUCGUUGAGGCCAAGAAGGCCAACAAGCCUGUUUCGUGGAUUCGCCCCUCAUCUGCCCUGGCCGAAGCCGGUGUUUCUGUUGUCAUUCCUCUCCGUUACGUGCCCAAGUCUAUUUCCUGGCACCGUCGUGGUGACUACUUCGUCACCGUCUGCUCCGGCGCCUCGACCCCCGCGUCCGUGGCCAUCUCCAUCCACACCAUCUCCAAGCACCUCACCCAAUUCCCCUUCCGACGCCGCCUCAAGGGUGGUGGUCCCCCUCAGACAGCUCACUUCCAUCCUUCGAAACCGAUUCUCUUUGUCGCAAACCAGCGUUCCAUUCGCGCGUACGACCUUUCACGACAACUGCUGGUCAAGAUCUUGCAGCCUGGUGCGCGCUGGAUCUCUUCCUUCGAUAUCCACCCUACCUCCUCCACUGCCUCCGGCGGCGACAACAUCAUCAUUGGAUCUUAUGAUCGUCGUCUGCUCUGGCACGAUCUGGAUCUGUCCCCCCGCCCUUACAAGACCCUUCGCUACCACCGCAAGGCUAUUCGUGCCGUCAAGUUCCACCCCGGUGGCCGCUACCCCUUGUUCGCCGAUGCUAGUGACGAUGGUUCUAUUCAGAUCUUCCACGGCAGCGUUACAGGAGACAUGCUUAGCAAUGCCACCAUUGUUCCACUCAAGGUUCUCAAGGGCCACAAGGUCACUGGUGAAUUGGGUGUCCUGGACAUUGACUGGCACCCGCGUGAAGCCUGGUGUGUCAGUGCUGGUGCCGAUGGUACAUGUCGGUUGUGGAUGUAA